CUAUGCCAUUUAACUACGUAAGCAUCUGCAUCGCUUUAUAUGACUAUACAGCUCAAACCGAAGAUGAGCUUACUUUUCAUGAAGACGAUGUUCUUUAUAUACUAGAAAAUGACGAAGAAGAUUGGUGGAAAGCGAAAUUAAAGAGCGCUAACACUGAAGGUGAACACCCGAUUGGACUUGUGCCUCGUAAUUAUAUUCAGGAAGCUGAAUGUACUGCAGUUUUAAGAGCUCUUUGGGAUUAUGAGGCUAGUUCGGAAGAAGAGUUAUCAUUUAAAGAGGAUGAUAUGUUAAAUUUAUAUGAAGAAGAUGGGGAUGGUUGGUUUUUGGUCAAAUUUAACGAUGUAUUCGGUAUGAUUCCUCCAAAUUAUGUCGAAAAGACUAAUAAAGCAAAACCAGUAUCAUUAUUUGACGCUUUAUCAAGCGCGAAUAAUACAUAUGUGGAUCCAUUAAAAUUAUAUGCUGUAAAAGCCGCUCGUCCAAAGGCUGGAUCAUUAGCAAAUGAAAGAAAAACUUGGUCUGUUACGGAACUUGUUGGUGAUAAGAAAAAACAAAAGAAGAAAGGUACUUUGGUGAUUGGUAAUGGUAGAGCGCCUGUUCGCCAGUGGGAAAUUAAUGAUAUUACAGAUAUUAAUAAAGAUAAAAAAAAUAUUUCAUUCACAUUUGGAGGUUCCAAGGGAGGAACGAUUGAUUUUCAUGCCAAUAAAAAUGUUAUUAUAGAAAUUUUUCAAAAAGCGGAAGAUUGUCGUGCUAGUAUAGAAAUUCCUACAGUGAAGGUGGAUAAUUCUUCCACCAGAUCAAGUAUAGUUAGCCCUACAUUAUCUUCUUCACGUCCUUCAUCGACUCAUAAAUCAAUAGAGUCUGAAGAGCUUCAAGAAUAUGAGAAUGAUGAACAAGAUGUAUCAAAUUCAUAUCAUAGCGUACCUGAGGUUACUAUAGAAGAGAAAUAUGUAGAAGAAAAUGAAUUGCUGUCACCUAAAUUUGGUGUAGCACUAUAUGAUUUUGAUGCUCAAGGAGAAGAUGAAGUUUCAAUUCGUGAAGGCGAUGAAUUAUGGAUUAUUGAUGAUGUAAGCAGUGAAGAAUGGUGGAAGAUUAAAAAAGGAGAUGAAGAAGGGGUUGUACCCGCUUCUUUUAUUGAAUUACAUAGUGAAGAAGACAUUGAAGCUGAGAAGGCUGCACAAGUUGCUGCCGCCGAAGCGGAGCGUCAACAAUUUGAAGAAGAGGAACGUAUUAAACGUGAAGAAGAAAGAAGGCGUCGUCAACGUGAUGAAGAAGGACGUAAACGACGUGAAGCGGAAAAACGUGCUCUCGAAGAAAAGAAACGAAAAGAAGCUCAAUUACAGCUAGCACCCCCUCCUCCAAUUUUGCCAACGUAUGACUUUGUCAUAAAAUUGACUAUUUAUGAGGUUAAGAAACCGGCCCACUCAAUUAGGAGCUUUUGUGCUUAUAAGGUUGCACUUAAAUGCGUAAAAACACCCUUAUCGGUACAAGGGAUCCUAACUCGAAUCUCCUGUCGUCUUCUUGUCAUCAUUGUUGAAAAAGAAGCAGCUGUAAAGAAAAUUCAGACUCCUUCAAACCGCGCAUUGCCUGAACGACCAGCGCAAGCUUUAUCUAAAUCUAAACCAAUUCCGUCAAAUACAAGGACUUGGACUGAUCGAUCAGGUUCUUUUAAAGUUGAAGCACAAUUCUUACAAUUAAUUGAUGGCAAUGUACACCUUCACAAACUUAAUGGCGUUAAGAUUGCUGUUCCUGUCGAUAAGAUGAGCAAAGAAGACCUUGCUUACCUUGAGGACGUUACAGGAGAGAAAGUUUAUGAUAAAAAUGAUGAUACCCCUCUAGCUGCUAUUGCCGCUGCAUAUAAAGGCAAGGCGAGAUUAUCAAAUAAUUAUGCUAUUGAUUAUGAUUGGUAUGAUUUCUUCCUUAAUGCUGAUGUCUCACAUGAGGAUGCCUUCGAGUAUGCUAAAAAGUUUCUCGCAGAGAAGAUGGAUGAGAGUUCAAUUCCUGAUCUCGAUCGUGAUGUGAUGAAGGGACUUGGUAUCAAGGAGGGGGAUAUUAUCAGGAUUAAGAAAUACAUAGAUCAAAAGUAUAAUUUCGGGAAAAAGAGAAACGUUAGUUUUGGUUCAACAAGUGUCAUUCCUGAUGAUAUAGAUAUACAAUCAAAGAACAAACAAAGUGUAAGAAAAUCACAGCCCGAAGAUGUUCAAAAAGCGCAACAGCUUUCGGAAUUUGAUAUUAAAAUACAAUUGAAGCGUGAUGAACAAUUGGCUAGGGAACUUCAAGAAGAGGAGAACAGAAUAGCUCGAAGUGAAGGUCGUCAAAUUCCGAAGUCUGCUGAUCUAUAUAGUAAUUUAGAUUCUAUUAUACAGAGAGAAGAGAAAAAGACCCCAACAACAACACCACAACUUUUUGCUGCCAAUAAUGGCAUGUUAAAAAAUAAUACAAAGAAAGCUCGCCCCCAACCCACAAAGGCAGCAUCAAUUCAGAUUGAUGCUAAAACUCUUGUUGCUAAAGGAUCAUUUGAUGAUGCUUUUAAGUCAUCAUCAACGACAUCAAGAGAAAACAAAUUUGAUGAUGAUGCAUGGGUUUCUAAAGAUUUAACGCCACCUUUGGUACCUACGUCAUCGUCUUCCACGCCACCUUCACCACCUCCACCACCUUUAAUUCCUCAAGCUCCACCCUCUAUCCCUUUCCUUCCUGCAAAACCAGCUAGUUUGAGUACAAAUAAUAAUAUGAUGAGUAUUCAAAGAUCAAAUUCCACGGGUAGUUUUCAAGGGAUGGGAACAGGAAAUUUAUCCGGACCUGUUGUCAAUAACUUCAAUUCCUCUUUAAAUACUUGGAGUUCUGCGAGUCUAACGACAUCUACGUUAACAAAUUCUACGUCAGGAUACAAUUUAUCAAGCGUCAAUCAAAUCCAUUCCAGCAUAGAUACAUCAAAUCAAUUACGAUCACAAUCAUUUAAUAGCAACAAUAAUUUAAUAAAUCCUUCAUUUAAUCAAAAAUCAUCAAAUCAAUCACAACAACUUCAAUCUCAGCAAUCAUCAAAGUAUGAUCCUCAGAAUGUAUUUGCUUCAAUGAAAAAUGGUCAAUUUGGUCCAAUUGUACCAACAAGUAACUUUAAUGCUAAUGCUUCGCAAGAUAAAUAUGCUGUCUUCAAACAGGUGGAUCCUAACGCUCCGAGUGUCUUAAGCAAUUCAAAUGGAACAGGUUUUGGUCAAAAUCAAGGCGGACUUAUUAAUUCCAAUCAAACAAAUUGGAAUCAGAAUAAUCUUGGGUUCCCUCAACAAACGUCCAAUUUCGGAAUGAGCGGACAGAAUUCUGGUUUGAGUGGACAGCCAAAUCAAAUGGGAUUAAAUCCGCAAGCAUAUAAUCCGAAUCAAGGAUUAAAUAUUAAUCCCGGAAUGAAUCAAGGAUUUGCGCCCAAUCCAAAUUUCAAUAACAAUCAACAAUACCCUGGAAGACAGUGGUAA
Molecule: messenger RNA, 3464 nt
Organism: Funneliformis geosporum
Lineage: Eukaryota; Fungi; Glomeromycota; Glomeromycetes; Glomerales; Glomeraceae
Source: the annotation of a GenBank genome assembly